Messenger RNA from Mesorhabditis belari, 579 nucleotides. Lineage: Eukaryota; Metazoa; Nematoda; Chromadorea; Rhabditida; Rhabditidae. The record is from the annotation of a GenBank genome assembly.
AUGAUCGCAUCUGAGGUUUUGCACGAUUUUUGGUCUUCCCUCAACGAUUUCUCUCUCUACAAAACCAACCACACCGACCAUGGAAUUCACUCAAACUAUCGUUACUCAUUUGCUCUACCAUUUGAAAGAGUCGAUGAGCCGGUUUUGAUCACAAAAUUUUUGCAACAGAACUGGGCGCACACAAUCACCAUAUCUGUGAUAUAUUUUGCAAUCAUCAAAUUGAUCCAGUCAUAUUUGGAACACAAAAAAGCAUUCGAUCUUCGCUUGCCACUUAUUUUCUGGAACGCUUUUCUUGCUUUGUUCAGCAUUUUUGGUUUUAUUCGAUUUGGAGAGGAUUUGUUUUAUUCGCUGCAACACCGUACACCCUAUGAAUGGAUUUGUUAUUCUUGUCAUCCAAAUGAUGUCGCUGCCUUCUGGAGUCUACUUUUUGCGAUAUCCAAGAUUUUUGAACUCGGUGACACGCUUUUCAUUGUUCUACGCAAAAACCGCUUAUAUUUUUGCAUUACUACCAUCAUGCGGCUGUUCUCAUUUACACAGUUCACGCAGGAGCCGAGCAUACAGCUGCCGGGCGAGCUUUCA